This is a messenger RNA of Strongylus vulgaris, 339 nucleotides long. The record is from the annotation of a GenBank genome assembly. Lineage: Eukaryota; Metazoa; Nematoda; Chromadorea; Rhabditida; Strongylidae.
AUGAAGUGGGCUUACAAAGAAGAGAACAACUUUGAGAAGAGACGUGCGGAAGGUGACAAGAUCAGGAGGAAGUACCCUGACAGAAUCCCUGUAAUUGUUGAAAGAGCCCCCAAGUCUCGACUCCGAGACCUUGACAAAAAGAAGUACUUGGUGCCCUCGGAUCUCACUGUUGGGCAGUUCUACUUUUUAAUCAGAAAGAGGAUUCAUCUUCGACCAGAAGAUGCGUUAUUCUUUUUUGUAAACAACGUCAUUCCACAGACCAUGACCACGAUGGGUCAAUUGUAUCAGUGUAAUGGGCAGUUUUGUGGCGUGCAUCUGGUGCGAGCUAGGUUAGCGUAG